This is a messenger RNA of Cuscuta campestris, 1186 nucleotides long. The record is from the annotation of a GenBank genome assembly. NCBI's taxonomy places the organism in Eukaryota, Viridiplantae, Streptophyta, Magnoliopsida, Solanales, Convolvulaceae.
GACAAGAGAGUAAUUCAGAAAAUUUCCUCCAAAAUAAUUCUUUCAUGGUAUCAGAGCCAAAACUCUAGAAAUUUUUCUACGACUACUGUUCACGAUCGCCCGGCAUGGCGUCCAUCGAUCGUUGCUCAGUUUUAGUCAGUUGUUGCUGUUGCCGGAUAACGGAACGGUCGACCGUUGCUCUAGAACGGUCGAGCACGUCGACCGUCCCGUCGGCAGAUUGUUUGAUUGAUGCUGCUGUUGAUUCUUCCGCCAACGCCGUACGCCACUCUGCUACCGCCAUGGCCGAUGAACAACCAAGGAAGAUGUUUUUCUCGCUAUCAUCGUGUGUUUCUAGUUUGAAGCUUUCAGGUGCAUCGCAUGAUACAGGAAGUACAAAUGAGGUUAUCUUUUAUGAUGAAGAUGAAGAACUGCGGACGGAAGAACAGAUGGACCGUUCCAGGAGGGACGGUCGACCGGAGGAAAGCAGCAGAGCAGACCGGCUACAGACGGUCGAUCUGAUGGACCGUUCUGAUGUCCACGGUCGACCGUCCGAAAGGCAGAAUGACGGGUUCCUGAGAGAUGACCAAACGGUCGACCAGGUGGACCGUUCUGAUAUCCACGGUCGACCGUCCGAGAGGCAGAAUGACGUUUCUUUGAGAGAUGAUCAAACGGUCGACCGUGAUGUGGAAGACGGUCGACCGUCCCCGAGGCAGAAAGUUAGCGAUCCGGAACCGCUUCAGACGGUCGACCCUGUGGACCGUUUCAAGGACGGCGGUCGACCGUCCUCUUCCCAGCAGACAGUGGAGAACUUGGGACGUGGUCAGCGUGAGAAACGUCCAAAUGUACGCCUUGCCGAUUAUGUUACCCAUGUAGCUGGUUCACAUGUUGGUGAAAAAUGCAAAUAUCCUCUUGCCUCGUAUGUCACGCACGAGAAGUUCUCUGACAGACACAAGUGUUUUCUCAGCGCACUUGAUGCUGGAGUGGAGCCCACAACGGCUUGGAGAACGAUGUCGUAUCCCAACGGCCCGUACAUGGCUUGCAACAACGGGACACCUACUACGAGGGUGUUGUUCAUGGAGGACAAUGAGAAGGUCGUGAGGGACCAAUCGAGGCCUCCUUUUUUGGCAAAGUUGGCCCACAGGGCAAGAGCGACAAUGACUGCCGAUUUCGUGACAAUGUCUGAGGCAAGGAAGGGAUAGUCCAUAUG